AUGGCCAAGUUAUUUAUGUUUACUGUUAUUCCCCUGUUUCUUCUCUGCUUCUACAGCGGAUGUAUUGACAGGGAAAGGGAAGCUCUUCUCCAGUUCAAAGAUGACCUAAACGAUCCUUUUAGCCUACUGAGUUCGUGGGAGAAGGAAAGUGAUUGUUGCCAGUGGGAGGGCAUACGAUGCCAUAAAACCACCGAUCAUGUAGUCGUCGUUCAAAUUUGGGGUUCACCACUAUCUCGAGGGGGCAUCAUCCCUGAGAGCUUGUGCAACCUCACUUCUGUUGAAAUCAUACGGCUAGUUAUGACGAGAUUCACAGGUACUCUUCCUCCCUGCUUGGGACAACUCUCUUCUCUCAGAGGACUCUACUUACCUCUGAAUAGUUUGAGUGGGAACAUUCCAUUGUCCUUUGCAAACAUGUCUUCUCUUGUUUCCCUUGAUUUAUCGUUUAACGAUUUGAAAGGUGUAACCCUCCUUAGUAGUAUUUGUAUGCUCAAUCUUACAAAUCUUAGAGUGGUUCUACUUAAGAACAACCAAAUGAAUGGAAGCUUACCAUCCUGUCUGGGUAGUCUCUCUUCUCUAAAUUGGCUAGAUUUGUCAGAAAAUCAAUUCACAGGAAGCAUUCCCUAUUCUCUCUCUAAUCUCUCUUCUUUGAGUUGGCUAGAUCUGUUAGAAAAUCAAUUCACAGGAAGCAUUCCCUCUUCUUUCUCUAAUCUCUAUUCUCUGGGUUGGCUAGAUCUUUCUAACAAUCAGUUGAGUGGUAAUAUCCCAUAUUCUUUAGGCAAGGCUUCUUCGCUUACACGUUUUGAGGUUUCUAAUAAUGCUUUGAGUGGUUCAAUUCCAGAUUCAUUAGGUAGUCUCUCUUCACUGGCAUACUUGGAUCUAUCUGACAACCAGCUACGUGGAACUCUUCCCUCCUCAUUUUCAAGACUUUCAUCUCUUACUGACCUCUAUGUUCAGAGGAAUAGAUUCAACCAGAGUACUCCUUCCUCAGCGCUACCCUCUUCGCUUAAAAAGCUCUAUCUCACAUUGAACGGCCAUCAGGUAAUUUCAGAGGCUUUCUUUCACAACCUUAGCAAAUUAGAGGAACUGAGGCUAUCCAAUAGUGUACUUAAUAUCGGCACUACUUGGAUUCCUUCAUUCCAGUUAGUAAAAUUGUAUAUGACAUCAUGUAAGGUGUAUGGUCAAAUGCCCUCGUGGAUUUCGACUCAGUUCUCACUUCUAGAGUUACAAUUAGCUAACAGCAGUCUUGUUGGAGAAAUUCCCUCUUGGGUACAGGACAUGAGACUUCAGUACAUCAAUCUUACAACAAAUCAUCUGGAAGGUCGCCUUUUGCUAAAUACUUCAUCUUGGAAUCAAUUGCGGGUCUUGGAUAUGUCUAACAAUACAUUAUAUGGACAGAUGCCAUCAAUUUGGCCUUCUAAUGUACAAAUAUUGUUGCUCAACGACAAUUUGCUGACAGGAAGUAUUCCUCCAAGAUUGCAGGAUAACUCUUCAAUGCAGGCAUUAAAUUUGGCCAAUAAUCAUUUGAGUGGAAUCAUCCCUCCAAGCUUAGCCGAUUGUUCCGAGCUUCAAAUGCUGAAUUUGGGAGAUAAUAAUUUGAGAGGAAUGAUCCCUUCCAAGUUUGGUAAGCUAAGUCAGUUGCAGUCACUAGUGUUAAAGAAUAACAGGUUGAGUGGAUCAUUCCCUCCCUCCAUGUCAAACUGCACAAAAUUAUAUUUUCUGGAUGUUGGGCAAAACUUAUUGGAAGGUCAGAUUCCAAAGUCAAUAGGAAAUCUUUCAGAGCUGAUAGUGCUAGCAAUGAGGAAGAAUAAUUUGAAAGGAAGUUUUCCUACAGAAAUUGGGCAACUGAAGCAUCUCCAAAUCUUGGACCUUUCUUCGAAUCACCUUUCAGGGUAUAUACCAUACAGUAUUUUCAGUUUACAAGCAAUGAUGCUAGAAUCUAAAUCACGAAUUUAG
Messenger RNA from Cryptomeria japonica (Japanese cedar), 1953 nucleotides. RefSeq names its product probable inactive leucine-rich repeat receptor kinase XIAO. Bases 1 to 1953 code for a protein of 650 amino acids. The record is from RefSeq and is a predicted model, not a curated record. The transcript has a single exon. Gene Ontology annotation, molecular function: protein binding. Lineage: Eukaryota; Viridiplantae; Streptophyta; Pinopsida; Cupressales; Cupressaceae.